AGCUCGUCGCUGUGCAUGAAUGAACUGAAGAGCGAUACUGAUGUGAGAUCGGAUCGGAUCAAUGAUGAGCUCCUCUCCAUCGGUCCUGCACUGGGAUGGUCUGUGGCAAACAUGUGUGUAGCUGUGCUGAUUAUUCACACUAAAACCCUGGAGAAGAAGCCCGUCGAUGAUGUAGCCUCCACCGAGUCUGUGCAGCUGCAUGAGCCGCCGACCAUGAGCCAAGGGACGGCCCUCUUCUCCUUUGGAAUCAUGGAGUCUGGACGCUGGCCGGAGGUGGCUGGAGUGUGUGGUGUCCAGCAGCGGCCCGUGGGCUCCAGUCUGGAGAGUCUGUGGGACAGUGUGAGAGAGACGUGUUCUGCUCGUGAGGCGGGUGCCGCCGGUGGCAUCAGCGGUCUGCUGCGUGACCUGAGUCUGAGCGAAGCGUCUCCGGCCAGCGCCGCGCCGCCCAGUAAACGCCAGUGUCGCUCGCUGUCCUGCUCGGAUGAGCUCGGCUGUCGCUCCUCGUGGCGGCCGCAGGGAUCACGCGUCUGGACGUCCGUGGAGAAGCGCCGCUGCCACAGUGGAGGAAGUGUUCAGCGCGGUGUCUUUGCUCCGUCUGGGUUUCCCACAAUGCAGCGCAGCUCCAGCUUCAGCCUGCCCACACGCAUUGAUCCGCCGGAGACCUUUAGCCACGGCUUCCCUUUCGCUGCCUUCUCCGCGUCCCCGCAGACGCCUCAGGCUCUCUACCUCUCACACGAGCAGAUCUGCCCCACCGAGUCCAGCUCGCCCGACUCCACGCCCGAGCUGGAGCGCCGCCACAGUCAGGGCCUCGCCCGCAGCCAAUCACAGCCCUGCGUCCACAACGACAAGAAGACCGGCGUGAAGCGCAGGAGACCGGCCGACUCUCACAAACACAGGCCUUCACUGGACCUGCUCAAGAUGACACAGGUGUGUGUGUGUGUGUGUGUGUGUGUGUGUGAGAGAGAGAGAGAGUGU
This is a messenger RNA of Carassius auratus (goldfish), 975 nucleotides long. Its product is annotated as protein FAM53B-like. The annotation marks the transcript as partial. The record is from RefSeq and is a predicted model, not a curated record. Gene Ontology annotation, cellular component: nucleus. The transcript has 4 exons. Lineage: Eukaryota; Metazoa; Chordata; Actinopteri; Cypriniformes; Cyprinidae. Gene Ontology annotation, biological process: positive regulation of canonical Wnt signaling pathway; protein import into nucleus.